Molecule: messenger RNA, 963 nt
Organism: Aureobasidium melanogenum CBS 110374
Lineage: Eukaryota; Fungi; Ascomycota; Dothideomycetes; Dothideales; Saccotheciaceae
Exons: 4
Biological process (GO): glucan catabolic process
Molecular function (GO): hydrolase activity, hydrolyzing O-glycosyl compounds
Source: RefSeq, a predicted model, not a curated record
AUGUCUCAGAGUAUCCCUGGUGCAAGCCUCUUCACUGGCGGUGGCAUACCUGGCUCAGGGGCAUACGAAUUGGUUGAUGACUACCAACCUAGCGUGUUCUUCAGCAAGUUCAACUUCUACAACUCAUACGAUCCGACAUACGGCCAUGUGCAAUACGUGAACGAAUCGGUUGCUGUCACGAACGGGUAUGCAACUACGAACGAGGACAGCGUUACGAUCAGUGUAGAUACAACGAAUAUGUGGCCGAAUGGCGGGCCAGGACGACCAUCCGUCAGGCUCAUCAGUGAUAACACAUACACUCACGGACUCUUCAUCUUGGAUCUGACCCACAUGCCAUAUGGAUGUGGAACCUGGCCUGCAUUCUGGCUCCUCGGCCCAAAUUGGCCAGCCAAUGGCGAAAUAGACAUCAUCGAAGGUGUACACACUAGUGAGCAGAACACCGUGUCUAUGCACACGAGCGCCAAUUGUACCAUUGCUGGUUCUGGACAGACCGGUCUCUUCACCAAUGCCAACUGUGAUGAAGCUGCAAAUAGCAACUCUGGAUGUGGAAGCAUGGCAAAUGAUACAGCAACUCCCAAUAACUACGGCCAAGGACUUAGCGACAAUGAAGGUGGUGUUUACAUUACCGAGUGGACUUCGGCGUAUGUCCGUGUCUGGUUCUUCCCUCGUGAUGGUAUUCCUUCGAGUGUCACUGAUGGCUCUCCUGAUGUUUCUGAGUUUGGUCUGCCCAUGGCGAACUUCCAAGGUUCCUGCGAUAUCGACUCUCAUUUUGCUAACCACAGUAUCAUCAUCAAUACUGAUUUCUGUGGUGCAUGGGCUGGAUUUGCUUAUUCGAACUUCCCGAACUGUCCAUUGACAGCUGGCGCAAAUGGCUACGACUCGUGUGUCGAUUUUGUAGGCAACAACCCACAAAACUUCACACAGGCAUACUGGGAAAUCAACUCGAUUAGGGUCUACCAGUUG